Messenger RNA from Zingiber officinale, 2798 nucleotides. RefSeq names its product subtilisin-like serine-protease S. The transcript is spliced from 11 exons. Gene Ontology annotation, biological process: proteolysis. Gene Ontology annotation, molecular function: serine-type endopeptidase activity. The record is from RefSeq and is a predicted model, not a curated record. Lineage: Eukaryota; Viridiplantae; Streptophyta; Magnoliopsida; Zingiberales; Zingiberaceae. The coding region runs from base 300 to 2603 and encodes 767 amino acids.
ACAGGAUAAAAUAAACACUGUCGCAAGUAGAAGGCCUAAAUGCAGAAUUAAAUUAGAAGAAACACAAAGAAAGAAGAGCGUAAAAUAGAGCCAAAAUUGAAAUCGGCGCUAUCUCGCUAUUCUUCGCUGUGAAUGGCUUCUUUCUCAGAGAGAGAAGCCGGUCCUCGAUUCUUGUAGUGUGCGACGGCAAACCGUGAAAAAUGAUAUCGUGAGCCUAACUAUAACCAGCAGUUGGCACUCUGAUAACCAACCAAAAUCGUCUCUUUUCUCUCCCAACUCCCAAUCUGUAUCGCUCGAAAAUGGCUCCCUGCACAAUGCUUUUCUACCUUCUCCUCUCUAUCUCAUUUGCAGAGAUUGCAUUUACGCCAUGUUUUGCUUCUCAGGUUUAUGUAGUUUAUAUGGGCAGCAAGGAGGAGCAGUCUUCCGAUGAUAUCUUAAAGCAGAACCACCAAAUGCUCGCCGCAGUGCAUGGAGGAAGAUUGGAAGAGGCACAAGAAUCACAUGUUUACAGUUACAGCAAUGCGUUUAGAGGCUUUGCAGCGAAGUUGAGCGAAGAGCAGGCUUCUAAAAUGGCUGAGAUGCCAAAUGUGGUAUCAGUGUUCCCAAACCUUAAGAGAAACCUGCACACCACUCACUCUUGGGAUUUCAUUGGCCUGGGAACCAACGAGGAGAUGGAGAUUCCAGGUUUUUCCACCAAGAACCAAGACAACGUCAUCGUCGGAUUUAUUGAUACAGGGAUAUGGCCCGAGUCUCCUAGUUUCAGUGAUGUAGGGAUGUCACCAGUUCCAUCGAGAUGGAAAGGCGAAUGCCAAAUUGGAGAAUCUUUUACAAAUUCUUCCUGCAACAAGAAAGUAAUUGGAGCGAGGUACUAUCUCGGCGGCUAUGAUGCAGAAGAAGGAAGCCAUGGUGACUUUGUGAAGGCAGAUAAUGCCGUGAAGUUGAAGUCUCCAAGGGACAGCUCUGGCCAUGGUAGCCACACAGCCUCCACAGCUGCAGGUCGAUAUGUGAGCGACAUGAACUAUAAUGGCUUGGGAGCUGGAGGUGCUCACGGAGGUGCUCCAAUGGCAAGGAUUGCAGUCUAUAAGACGUGCUGGGCCUCAGGUUGUUAUGAUGCAGACUUGCUAGCAGCCUUCGACGAUGCAAUUCAAGAUGGUGUGGACAUCAUAUCUGUGUCUUUAGGUCCAAAUUCUCCUCAAGGAGAUUACUUCAAUGAUGCAAUCUCGAUAGGCUCGUUCCACGCUACCAGCCAUGGUGUGCUGGUAGUUUCUUCUGUUGGAAAUGUUGGAACUCGAGGCUCCGCGACUAAUCUUGCACCGUGGAUUCUCACAGUAGCUGCCAGUUCAACAGACAGAGACUUUGUUUCAUCCAUUCAACUAGGAAAUAGGAAGAAAUUCAUGGGUGAAAGCAUGAGUUCUUUUAAAAUGAACAAGUCAGUCAGGAUCGUCUCAGCAUCUAAUCUAAAUGCUGGUUACUUCACUCCCUAUCAGUCCAGCUUCUGUUUGGACAGCUCCUUGCACAGAACAAAGGCCAGAGGCAAAAUUCUUAUAUGUCGGCAUUCUGGUAGUCCAUCAGAAUCAAGAGUAGAAAAGAGUCGGAUGGUUAAGAAAGCCGGGGGAAUCGGAAUGAUCUUGAUAGAUGAAAUAGACAAUGAUGUUGCUGUUCCAUUUGUCAUUCCUGCUGCUUCUGUUGGAAAGCAAGCAGGCAAUGCAAUCUUAUCAUAUGCCAACAACGCCAGGAAACCGAAAGCGAUAAUUUUGCCGGCAAAGACCGUAUUGGGAUCUACGCCCGCCCCUCGAGUAGCUGCAUUCUCUUCGAAAGGUCCCAAUUCAUUAACCGCAGAGAUUUUGAAGCCUGACAUUGCAGCACCAGGACUGAACAUCUUAGCAGCUUGGUCUCCGGCAGCCAACCAAAUCAAGUACAAUAUUCUAUCUGGAACUUCCAUGGCAUGCCCCCAUGUAACAGGACUGGCGGUUUUGAUAAAAGCUGUAUACCCCAGUUGGACUCCUUCAGCAAUUAAGUCUGCCAUUAUGACUACAGCAAGUGUGUUGGACAAGAAUGGUGAUGCCAUAACAGCCGAUCCGAAAGGAAGGCCAGCGAGCCCUUUUGAUUAUGGUUCAGGCUUCCCGAACCCUGCAAGGGUGCUCGAUGCUGGUCUCGUCUAUGAUGUGCAGCCCUCGGAUUAUAAAGCAUUCCUCUGCUCCGUUGGGUAUGACGAUAAAUCCUUGCAGCUCAUCACAGGUGACCAAAGCAAGUGCAGUGGAGGACCUUCGCCAUCAGCUUCGAAUCUGAAUUAUCCUUCAAUCACUGUUCCAAACCUUAAGGGCAGCUACAGAAUCACAAGGACUGUGACAAAUGUUGGAAAUCCAAGCAUUACUUAUCGAGUUCGAGUCUCUCCGCCGACCGGCAUCAAUGUAACUGUAGUUCCUGACACUCUUACAUUCAGAAGCUACGGUGAGAAGUUGAAGUUUAGUGUGACAUUUGCAGUCAUUCAGCCUUCCGAGGAUUAUGUUUUCGGAUUGCUCGCGUGGGAGGCAGGUAAGGUUCAAGUGACCAGCCCUCUGGUUGUAAGAGUGUCAUCUGGUGGUACCAGCUUGUUACAGUGAAGUCGUACCACAUAAGAACAAUCAAAUUACUGACAACUGCAUAAAUGAGGCAUGAAUUUGUUACUGAGCUGGCCAUGCAGGGAUUGAGAUAGCUGACCUAAUGGAGCAUCUCUCCAAGUAGAGAGUGCAACCAAACUAGAUGUUUCUGUAAAAUGGUAUGUGCUUGGAUUUGGUGGAAUAUAAAAUCUUCAUGAA